Messenger RNA from Owenia fusiformis, 585 nucleotides. The record is from the annotation of a GenBank genome assembly. NCBI's taxonomy places the organism in Eukaryota, Metazoa, Annelida, Polychaeta, Sabellida, Oweniidae.
UUCAUCGCCAAGAGAAAAUCUUUGAUCAAUCACAUCAUUCGUAUACUUCCCAGCUUCACAGAUCCCUACAAUACUUAUUUGAUUAGAUAUAACUCAAAUCUAGCGCCAUUUGAUGCUCCAAUGCUAUUUAUAUUAGUGAAGAGAAAUUUAAGUUCAUUUGGCCUUUCUGUGGGGCCUGGAUUUUUUUCCACUCCUCCAAAAGUUACUAACAGGAAACUAAGAUCAGGUUCACUGAGGAUAUGGAAUAUGUCCAGGAUAAUAAUUAUAGUGUUGAUCAAUUUUGUGUGUCCUAUGACAUCCUUAGUUUUAAUCUCAAUAUUUAGGAUAACAGGAACCAGUGAUGAGACUUGGACAAGUAUUAGUAUAAGCAACAUCAUGCUGUGUGUGAAAAAAGCAAAUGUAAGGCACCAGUAUAAAGUAUAUGUCAUAUGUGGUAUCACUGAGGAUACACAGAUAGGGUCAAAAUCCGUCAUUAUGUAAAUCAAACUUAAUUGGUAACAAAUAAGGAUAAGUCUAUCCCACUGUGUGGUAAGAGUUAAAAAGCUUCCAAACCUUUUAAAUCUACCAGUGAAAUUACAGUAUCCA